This is a messenger RNA of Notolabrus celidotus (New Zealand spotty), 4246 nucleotides long. RefSeq names its product major facilitator superfamily domain containing 12b (gene mfsd12b). The transcript has 9 exons. The record is from RefSeq and is a predicted model, not a curated record. The coding region runs from base 1934 to 3331 and encodes 465 amino acids. NCBI's taxonomy places the organism in Eukaryota, Metazoa, Chordata, Actinopteri, Labriformes, Labridae. Gene Ontology annotation, biological process: carbohydrate transport. Gene Ontology annotation, cellular component: membrane. Gene Ontology annotation, molecular function: symporter activity.
GUUUAAAUGAAUGUGUUUAAUAACUGUGUGCACAUGUUUGCUCUCACUUAUAAGCAGUAUACAUCCCUCCCCUUCAUCCUGCACUGUGACAAUCAACACAUCUGUACAGCGAUGGUGUGGAGACGGAACAGAAAUGUGUGUGUGUGUCUGUCUUUGUGUGUGUGUGUGUGUGAAAGAGAAAAGUGUUCAUGGUGCCAGCUUAAAGAGAUCUAACGGACAACAACCUAAAUCAGUAUGAGCCCUGUGUUGUGUUCCAGGACUCAGACGGAGAGGUUUGCUGUGUUUCGGGCACAUUAUGGAGUUUCAACCUUCCUGAAUUUUAAUGUUGACCAUGAAUCCCCCCCCCCCCCUCCUUUUUUUUUUGUUUUUUAAUUUCCUUUGCUGCUGUACACAACUUUAGCUUCAUGUGGGGCUGCAACAGAGCAUUAUUUAAAUGAGCAUUUAAUCAUUUUACAUUAUAAAACAUCAAACAAACAGAAGAUGUCAUGUUGUGUCCUCCAUGUUCUGACUUCUCUUUACCAGGGUAAGCAGAGAGUUGUGACGUGUCGCUCUGUGGCUGCAGAGUCAUCCUCCUCUGAUCGAUCAAUGCUUUACAGUUGCAGCUCCAGCUUCAUAGAUCUCAAUGACCGCUUAUUUUAUGUGUUGUUUUUAUGUCCUGGCUGGCGUGUUGUUUUUCAGCUUGGUGCUCCAGGAUUGUUAAUAAGCCUCCUCCUCCCCCUCGCUCCAGAUAACGCCAACUUUUAUGGCCUUGAGUGAUUUGAAGUAAUUCUUUAAUAAUGUGUUUGCGUAAAGGCGGGGGGGCUUCACGCACUGAAUCAAAAUGAAAACUGUGCAGAAGGAUCUCAUUUCCUGCAACUAAAUACUUUCAUUAGACCCUCCUCGCUCUUAAACGCCUCUUCACUGGAAUCCCCAUAUCUGUGUUUUUGGAAUCAAGCUUUCUUUGACAAGUUCAGUCCCAGAGAGAUAACCCUGAUCACAUCACUAUCUUCAUUCAGGUUCUUUUAUUUAGACUUUGGAACCCCCAGCACUCCUGAUCUGAUCUCUGUGUUUAAAAUCAGUUAUUUCCCCUUUAAAGAUCCAUUAAAGCCUCAUUAUUCUGAUUCACCGGCUUAAUUUUAGGUCUUAGGAUACACAAAGCUGUAUGACCAGCACAUGAUUACCUCAACAUACAUGCAAGUGUCGUGAAAUAGGAGAAAGGGGAAGUGUUUAGUUUGUUUUCCAGAGUUUAAAAAUGUUAGAUUUCUUUAUUUUAAUUCUGCAGAAAAUAAAUAACUUUCACCAAAGAUGCAUUUUUUAAUACAGCUUAAAAAAAUAUAUCUAAUUUAGAUUUCUGUGCAUAUAAUCUGGCCUUUUAAAAAAAAUAAUUAAGUAUUCUUCAGCUCCCCAAGCUUCUGCAAAACUACCUGAAGAAGAAGAAGAGAUAAAUAUAAGUGUCCAUAUGACUUAGGGGAGUGUGAAUCACUCACCAUGUGAAGUAACUGAAAGAGGAAGUGACUGUAUAUGUCACUCACGAGUGUUGAUGAGUACCAGAGGCGUGAACAUCACAGAGCUGUAACCUCACCUUUCAGACCCUCUCCUCCAGAUGUUGUGGAGGAACAGACGAGCUGCUCUGGCGCGUCUUUACGCGUGAACUCCUCGGGGCCUCAUUUGAUUACUGAAUAAAGCUUUUCUUAAAGCAUUACUUUUUUUGUGCUGAAAGCUAAACCAGUUCAGCUGACCAGCGUAGGGAACCAGCUUGGAGUAAUCCAGCACAUUGCGGUUAUUGUUACUUUUGGGGAUUUUUUGGCGUGAACCCAAGAUCAAAGGUUGAACACGGUUUUUUGCUCAACGUCUUGUUGGUGUUACUUUUUUUGCAUCAUGUAUUUGUCAAUAUGAAAAGGAGAGAUCUGUUACUGUGAAUAAAGGACGUUUUAUCACAGGAGUCCAAUCAAUCAUGGAGCCCUAUGUGCGCACUGAGCGCUCUCUGACGUUCUGGAGGAGGAUAUGUUAUGCGGUGGGACAUUUUCAGAACGACCUGUGCGCCUCUAUGUGGUUCACCUAUCUCCUGGUCUACCUCCAUAACGUGCUGGGCUUGCAGAGUACCUUUGCAGGUGUGCUGCUGCUAAUUGGACAGAUAGCUGACGGGCUGUCUACACCUUUGGUUGGAUAUGAAUCUGACAAAACAUUAUCGGGUAUCUGCGGGAAGAGGAAGUCUUGGCAUCUGUUGGGAACGAUUAGCGUCAUUGUGUCCUUCCCCUUUAUUUUCAACCCAUGCCUGGCCUGCAGCGACAACACUCCUCAGUGGGCUCAGAUUUUAUACUUCUCCCCCUUCAUCAUCAUCUUCCAGUUCGGCUGGGCAGCCACGCAGAUCUCACACCUCUCCCUCAUCCCGGAGCUGGUGAGUCGGGAGACAGAGAAGGUGGAGCUCACUGCGUACAGGUAUGCGUUCACCGUGGUGGCCAACAUCACAGUGUUCACUGUGGCCUGGCUGCUCUUUAAAUUUCAGGCUCAACACAAUCUCAACCCAACAAUCACAGACAAUGUGGGCCCGGUGGACAUCCCUCUGUUCAGGAAUCUGGCCCUCAUCAUGUUGGGCACUGGAGCUGUGUUCUCCCUGUUUUUUCAUCUGGGCACAAAGGAGGAGACGUUAGCCUCAGAGAGAGAGAAUCUGCUCAUCUCAUCUGCCCCCCAACAGGAGUCCAGUCCUCGACCCGUGUUCCAAUGGAAGAGUUGGCUGAAGGAGCCGUCCUUCUACCAGAUGGCUUUCCUGUACAUGUGCACCCGCCUCAUAGUCAACUUAUCUCAGACAUACAUCUCAGUAUUUAUCACCGCCUCACUGAUGUUACCCAAGAACUUCAUCGCCAUCAUACCUCUGGUGAUGUACCUCAGCGGCUUUGUUUGCUCAUUGGUCAUGAAACCAAUCAGCAAGCUCAUAGGAAUUUAUAUUACUUAUUUGGUGGGCCUCGUGUUGGUGUUUGCAUUCGGUAUCUGGGUAUAUGUGGCAAAGCACAUGGGAGCUGACAGCAUCUAUGGAGCGGCCGUGCUGCUGGGAGCCGGCACAGCUACAAUCCUGGUCAUGUCUCUUUCCAUGACCGCCACACUCAUCGGGGAUCAGACGCAGCAAAGUGGUGCCUUUGUUUACGGGUCCAUGAGCUUCACUGACAAGGUGGCGAACGGUCUGGGGGUCAUCCUCAUCCAGAGCCUCCGACCGUGCAAUGAUGAGACCUGCUGUCCAGACUGUGUUUGGUUUUAUCGUGACGUCAUGGCGAUGGUAACUGGAGGCGUGGCCAUAGCCGCUGCAAUUUGUCUGUUCACAAUUAUGACCUGGCCAAUCAGGAUAAGGCGAGGUUAGGGUUCAGAGUCUGUGGUAGACGUUGUUUUUACCUGUGUGAACAAACAGAAAUCAACCACUCAUGUUAUAGAUUGAGAAGUUAGAUGUUUGGAGAGGAGAAGCCUUUGUUACUGAUCAAGGGAAACAGUGCUGAAAUCAAAGCCAUGCUGCCACCUAGUGCCUGAAAGUGUAACUACGCUGUUUUUCAGGCUUUGAAUUAGAACAUAGAAGUCUUUAAAUGGAUUCAGAUUUGUAGAAUAAGACUAGAAAUAAAUGUAGGAACCACAAAUUCAGAUGUUUCAUACAGUCAUCUUGACAUUAAGAGUGGAAAGUUACUGAACUACCUGCACAACUCAGCCAAACUUGAUAACUGUCAACUUUACAGACAUUUUAUAUCCAUUAAACGUUUGUUUAUUUUGACCCACAAAUGAUCGUGUUGCUGCUUCCAGAAAAUGGGUGAAAUUGACUUCUCUUGAUUGUGUGUAUGUGUGUGUGUGUGUGUGUGAGAGAGAGAGAGAGAGAGAGAGAGUGUGAGAGUGUGUGAGUGACAGAGAGAGUGUGAGCACGAAUGCCAUUACCUGACCAUUAUUAUGAAAACCACCUGCCUUGAUUGAACUGUGUUUACUGUAGGGGUGAUUUAAUAAGGAUUUUGUUGGAUGACAAAAACAGUCAUGAAUGAAAUAAUCACAUAUCUGCUCUGAAUAAGGUGAAUUCAACACCUUAAAGUAGAUUUUUAAACAAAUUUAAAGUCAUAUAAAGUCAUAAUAGAAAUAAUUUCAUGAAAAUGUAACACUACUUUAAAGCUGUUAAUCAAAAAACAUCAUAACUAAUAUUUGUAUCCCCUGUUCUGUCCAUGACCAUGAUAUGUCAACAGUAUGCAUCAAAGUUUAAGAGACGAUACUUGUGAAUAAAGGAGUGAUGAGAGAAAAUAUCAGA